This is a messenger RNA of Anisakis simplex (herring worm), 531 nucleotides long. Lineage: Eukaryota; Metazoa; Nematoda; Chromadorea; Rhabditida; Anisakidae. The record is from the annotation of a GenBank genome assembly.
GAUGAAGCACAAACGUGUUCAACGAAGAGUGGUAAUAAUGAUAGUGAGCACACGACGAAUGAUUAUGGAUUGAAGAUCUCGGUGGAACCAGCAUCGAAACGCAAAACAAGUGAUUAUGUGUUUCAAUCAGCGGAUAGAAUGUUAUUCGCACGACCGUUCGUGUAUAUUCCGUUUAUAAUGGAAUUGAAACGGGUACCGCCCGCAGAUGCAGUGCUACAAAUAAUGGCGUGUUAUUCGAGACAUGAGCAUAGCAUGGUUGCGGUGAAACGAUGUGCACAUCACCUCAGCACUGACGAUACGAUGAUUCGUGAACAUUUCAUUCAAUGUGAACAUCAGUCAGCAGUCUACGUGAACUGUGCAACACCAAACGAUCCAUCUUUUAUCAUGUUGCCAUUGAAUGAACUAUUUUCAUCGUUAUCGCCUCUGUUCAUUCCUUUGAAAUUCACUUGCUUCUCAUCUUGUACCGGUGGCAUUAACAGAAGAGCUGUACAUAUCUCAUUCGUGCUUAAAUCGAAGUUGGUUUAUGAUUAG